AUGGAGAAAUAUUUCAAAAGAAAGCUACCACUAGAAUCUGAAGUCACUCCAUUAGUCUCUUCUAAUAAAAAGAAGUUCUUAGAAUUCAAUGUGAAAAGUCUGGUAGCUGAUCCUGGACAACGACCCAAAAUUUCAAAUUAUGAUCCAAAUGUCAGAGAUGAAGUUAGACGAGCUUAUUUGCAAAAAGGUCCUUGUCAACCAAGAGAACAUGAUUUUCCACAAACAUAUUUUGAAACUUCUCUCCGUAGAUUUAAUGCUGAUUGGUUUGAUGAAUUUGGCAAUUGGUUGGAAUAUAGUAUUUCAAAAGAUGCUGUAUUUUGUCUCUGUUGCUAUCUUAUGAAACCUGAUGGUGUGAGUGGUGAUACUUUUGUAAAAGAGGGCUUUUCAAAUUGGAAAAAGAAGGAGCGAUUACAAACACAUAUUGGAAAUCAUGAUAGUGCUCAUAAUCAAGCUCGAAGAAAAUGCGAAGCACUCAUGAAGCAAAAACAACAUAUUGAAGUUGUUUUUCAAAAGCAUUCAGACCAAGCUAAAAGAGAUUACCGAACUCACUUGACAGCAACAAUUGAGUGCAUUAGGUUCUUAUUGCGACAAGGAUUGGCCUUUCGUGGUGAUGAUGAAUCGCACAAUUCAAAUAAUCAAGGUAACUUUUUGGAGCUUCUUGACUUUCUUGCUCAACAUAAUACAGAGAUUGAUCGUGUUUUCAAAAAUGCUCGUGGAAACCUUAAGCUAGUAGCACCUAAAAUUCAAAAAGAUAUUGUUAGAGCUGCUGCAAGUGAAACUACUAAAGUUAUUAUUGAUGAUCUUGGAGAUGAUUUAUUUGCUGUUUUAGUUGAUGAAGCUCAAGACAUUUCUGUUAAAGAGCAAAUGGAUGUUUGUUUUCGGUAUGUGAACAAAGAAGGGAUUGUAAUGGAGCGAUUUCUUGGCCUUGUCCAUGUUUCUAGCACAAAUGCGUUGUCGUUAAAAGUAGCUUUGGAAUCUUUAUUAACAAAGCAUAAUUUAAGUUUAGCAAGAAUACGUGGACAAGGUUACGAUGGAGCUACUAAUAUGCAGGGAGAAUUUAAUGGCUUAAAAAGUUUGAUCUUGAAAGAAAAUGCUUGUGCUUUUUAUGUUCAUUGUUUUGCUCACCAACUUCAAUUAGCACUUGUGGUUGUUGCAAAGAAACAGGUCGAAAUUGCACUACUUUUUAAUUUGCUUACUAGUUUGUGCAAUAUUGUUGGAGCUUCUUGUAAACGUAAAGACAUGCUUCGUGAAAGUCAAAUGCAAAAGACAAUUGUUGCAUUACAAAAUGGAGAUGUUUCUAGUGGGCGUGGCUUAAAUCAAGAAACAACAUUGAAAAGGGCAGAAGUUCUUGAAGUUAUUGAGGAAGAUGGAAAUAAUCCUGAACAAAGAGCUGAAGCAUGCCAAUUAUUGAAUCAUAUUCAAUCUUUUGAAUUUGUAUUCAAUUUACAUUUGAUGAAAAGUAUAUUAGGAGUUACUAAUGAGUUGUCUCAAACUCUACAAAGAAGUGAUCAAGACAUUAUAAAUGCUAUGACAUUGGUUAAAGUGUCCAAGCAACGAUUGCAAAGUAUAAGAGACGAUGGUUGGUCCUCUUUGCUCAACGAAGUUUUACUAUUUUGUGAUAGUCACAAUAUUCUUGCUCUAAAUAUGAAUGAUAUAUUUGUAACACAAGGAAGAUCAAGGCGCAAAAUCCAAAAGGUCUCAAACUUGCAUCAUUUUCAAGUUGAAUUAUUUUAUCAAGUGAUUGAUAGACAACUUCAAGAGCUUAACAAUCGUUUUACAGAGGUAAAUACCGAGCUACUUCUUUGUAUAGCUUGUUUGAAUCCAAGUGACUCAUUUUUUGCAUUUGAUAAGGAGAAGUUGCUUCGUUUAGCUGAAUUUUAUCCACAUGAAUUCUCUUCUACUCAACUUUUGGCACUUGAUAGUCAACUUGAGAAUUUUAUAUUGGAUAUGCGUCUUGAUGAUCAAUUCUCAAAUAUAAAUGGAAUCAGUGGACUAUCUCAAAAGUUAGUUGAGACAAAAAAGCAUAUUGUUUAUCCAUUGGUAUUUCUUCUGUUGAAAUUAGCUUUGAUUCUACCUGUGGCAACAACAUCAGUUGAGAGAACAUUUUCUACUAUGAAUAUCAUAAAGAGUCGACUUCGUAAUCGAAUGGGAGAUGAGUGGUUGAAUGAUUGUUUAGUUACAUAUAUAGAAAGAGAGACAUUCAAUCAAGUUGAUAAUGAAACAAUUAUUCAACAUUUUUAA
Molecule: messenger RNA, 2241 nt
Organism: Arachis stenosperma
Lineage: Eukaryota; Viridiplantae; Streptophyta; Magnoliopsida; Fabales; Fabaceae
Exons: 2
Coding region: 1-2241 (746 amino acids)
Molecular function (GO): protein dimerization activity
Source: RefSeq, a predicted model, not a curated record